Cylicostephanus goldi is the source of this 366-nucleotide messenger RNA. The record is from the annotation of a GenBank genome assembly. Lineage: Eukaryota; Metazoa; Nematoda; Chromadorea; Rhabditida; Strongylidae.
AUGGGCUGCCCAGCCAAUGAUCUGAUACGUUUAUUCUCUGCUUGUCUCAGUGGUAAAGACAGACAAGAGCAUUGGGAGCAGCUCGUUGAGGAGUUUUAUGGUUAUUUGGAAGAAGAAGUCAACGAUAAGCCCAUGCCAUACACUUUGGAACAAUUGAAAGAAUCUUGCCGCAGAUUUAUGCCUCUUGGCAUUUUCAUGAUUGUAACAAUAAUAGCGCCAAUGCAUGAAGUAUUGUAUCACAACCCGGACGAACAGCAGAGGAAGAAGAGCAUGGAUCUUGUGACUGAAAAAACGGAGUGCCUUUUGGAUGAUCUGCUCAAGUUCCAUGAACGCAAUACGCUGCCCAAAAAUGGCAAUAGUGUGUAG